Messenger RNA from Arachis duranensis, 1094 nucleotides. RefSeq lists its product as uncharacterized. The record is from RefSeq and is a predicted model, not a curated record. The transcript has 2 exons. Bases 84 to 413 code for a protein of 109 amino acids. NCBI's taxonomy places the organism in Eukaryota, Viridiplantae, Streptophyta, Magnoliopsida, Fabales, Fabaceae.
GUUCAGGAAAUGCGGGCGGUGAGAGCCACUCUUCCCUCCUCCUCAUUUGCGUGGGUGACAGAAUUAUAGAAGCAAAACCAGCCAUGGAUGUCAGCUUGCAAAAUCUAGUCAAUUUGGUUGAAGAUGCAACUGCAAUUUUGCGUGAAGCUUUACCUGUUAAUCCCUACGAAGAGCACCUGUUAGCAAUGUUGGUUUACCACAUUGCUAAAUUCUGCUCUCUCAUUGCUUCAAGAACACCCAAUCCCAGCUGGGUGACUGCUACUCUCCUCAUCUGUUCCACUCUCAUUGCUUUCGAAGCCAUCUUGUGGGUCGUAGCUGAUCACUUCUCGUGGUUUGUCACAACCAAUGCAACUCUGUUAUUCAUAGCAGUGAUAUGCUAUGUUGUGUUCAGCCGAAGGACUCGCCAAAGUUGAUGCUGCUGGUCAUAAGGUUGGUUGGUUCAGACGACAUAAAAUUAUUGAAUAUCACACGUCAUGCAAUGCUAGUUUAUUCAUUUAAAUUUGAUGGAUUCCUUCUUCUUCCUUACAUUUUCAAUUACUAUGUUGUGUUGUGACAAAAAGAAGUAAAGAAAUUGGAUGUUUAUUAUUGUUCUGUUUUUGGUGAGUUUUCUUUUUCUUUAGGGUGUACUGUUUGCCGUUUACACAUUGUUGAAUGAGAAUACUGGUUUCGCCAGCAUGGCUUAUUUUUACCAUCUUUGUCUGAUUGUCUGAUUACUUGAUGCUUUGAUCUUCGUUCUAUGCUAGACAUGGUUAUCAUAUUUGAUGUACCUUGGGAGUUCCAGGUAUUACAUUUCAGUCUAUUUUCAUCCAAAAGCUCACUAAAAUGUGGCCAUUUUUGGUUAUAUGUUCUAGGAAGAUUCUAACUUAAGCUUUAUGGUCAACUUUAAGUUCUCACAUUCUAGCAGAGGAUGCAUGAUAUCUUGUAAAAGAAGCUGACUUCUGUUAAAUAACAAUGUUCUUCAUAUGCAUAGUUAUGAGAUAGUCUGCUGGUUGAGUAUAUAGAAAUGAGGUACAACAGGGUGGUGGAAUGUCGUUAUUUGAUCCAUAUAACUGACCCACCUAGUAGAAUAAGACUUUGCUGCUGUGGUGGUUGUG